AUGACCUACGACAGUCUUCGGAAGCAGUUCGAUUGUGCGAGUCAACCGGUACUAAGACUCGGCGGCACAAGUCUUCGCAGACCUUCAACAGGUAUCGCACGAUUGAUCACCCUGCUCCACAUCAGGAAGAAGCUACAAUGCACACGACUCAAGGAGCAUGAGCCGCCUGAAGCAAUGAAGCAGUAUACAUGGAAGGCAUGGAAGAAAGCGCCCAAAAAUCCUUUAGAACUCGACCCUGGCUCUUUCAAGAAGAAAAAGGAAGCAAAUAAGAAGAAGAACAAGAAGAAAAAGAAGGCUACGCCAAAGCCAGUACGCGCCUCCAUAGGAAAGGCUGACUUGGUUCGAGCUAUGAAUUGGGAACAUCCGACAGUGACCCUCGAUGUCGGAACCGUUUCUGCCAAACUGAAGCAAACUUUGAAGAUGUUGUUCGGGCUGUAUCUGACACCAAGCGACAGAGAUAUAUUGUGCAAUCUCUGUCCAUGUGUCUCGUCUAAGACCAAAGUCGAGAGAGAGGUCGAUGCGUUUAAUCAUGAUGAACAGGAGGAGGAAGAGAAGGAUGAUGAUGACCGGGGGCGCAAGGACUCGGAUCAUCUACGCUGCCAUACUGUGCUGCUCCAGCAUCUCUACACAGGCGACCCCAUCAUUACGACGAAUCUAAAGACUUUAAAGAUGAAAGGUCUCAUAACAGAUAGAUCACGCACAGAGAUCGACCAAGGCAUCCCAACGAUCGAGAGUUUGGUGCUUUCGAACGUCGGCAGGCGUGAGCCGCGCAAAGGGCCGAGAGAUCUCAAGGAUUCGACGUCUGUGAUAGACCUGAGCAUGAUGCGAGAACACGUUCAAUCCAUUCGGUAG
Gamsiella multidivaricata is the source of this 852-nucleotide messenger RNA. RefSeq lists its product as uncharacterized. The record is from RefSeq and is a predicted model, not a curated record. The transcript is spliced from 5 exons. The coding region runs from base 1 to 852 and encodes 283 amino acids. Lineage: Eukaryota; Fungi; Mortierellomycota; Mortierellomycetes; Mortierellales; Mortierellaceae.